Capra hircus (goat) is the source of this 1736-nucleotide messenger RNA. RefSeq names its product C1q and tumor necrosis factor related protein 4 (gene C1QTNF4). The record is from RefSeq and is a predicted model, not a curated record. The coding region runs from base 154 to 1137 and encodes 327 amino acids. The transcript has 3 exons. Gene Ontology annotation, molecular function: protein binding. Lineage: Eukaryota; Metazoa; Chordata; Mammalia; Artiodactyla; Bovidae.
GCCAGUGCGCAGCCCCGCGCCCGCCCGCAGCCCGGACCGGAUCGCGGGCGCGGAGCGAACCCGGCCGACCGCCGCCCGCAGCCAGGAUUAAUUGGCUUCUUCCGUGAAAGGGGGACUCAUCUUCUUGGGAGCCCGAGGGGCUUUCAAGGCGCCAUGCUGCUGCUGCUGCUGCUGCUGGGCCUGCUGAGCCCGGCGGCCUGCGGGGCUCCGGGCCCGGCCCCGGGGUCCGCGGAGCUGCGCUCGGCCUUCUCGGCGGCGCGCACCACCCCGCUGGAGGGCACGUCGGAGAUGGCGGUGACCUUCGACAAGGUGUACGUGAACGUCGGGGGCGACUUCGACCCGGCCACCGGCCAGUUCCGCUGCCGCGUGCCGGGCGCCUACUUCUUCUCCUUCACGGCGGGCAAGGCGCCGCACAAGAGCCUGUCCGUGAUGCUGGUGCGCAACCGCGACGAGGUGCAGGCGCUGGCCUUCGACGAGCAGCGGCGGCCGGGCACGCGCCGCGCCGCCAGCCAGAGCGCCAUGCUGCAGCUCGACUACGGCGACGCGGUGUGGCUGCGGCUGCACGGCGCCCCGCGGUACGCGCUGGGCGCGCCCGGCGCCACCUUCAGCGGCUACCUGGUGUACGCCGACGCCGACGCGCCCGCGCGCGGGGGGCCGCCCGCGCCCGCGGAGCCGCGCUCGGCCUUCUCGGCGGCGCGCACGCGCAGCCUGGUGGGCUCGGACGCGGGCCCCGGGCCGCGCCACCGGCCGCUGGCCUUCGACACCGAGCUGGUCAACAUCGGCGGCGACUUCGACGCGGCGGCCGGCGUGUUCCGCUGCCGCCUGCCCGGCGCCUACUUCUUCUCCUUCACGCUGGGCAAGCUGCCGCGCAAGACGCUGUCGGUGAAGCUGAUGAAGAACCGCGACGAGGUGCAGGCCAUGAUCUACGACGACGGCGCGUCGCGGCGCCGCGAGAUGCAGAGCCAGAGCGUGAUGCUGGCGCUGCGGCGCGGCGACGCCGUCUGGCUGCUCAGCCACGACCGCGACGGCUACGGCGCCUACAGCAACCACGGCAAGUACAUCACCUUCUCCGGCUUCCUGGUGUACCCCGACCUCCCGCCUGCCGGCCCGCCGGGCCUCGGGCCGCCCGAGCUCUGAACCCCGACCCGGAGAGCCGCUCGGGGUUGGGUGGGGUGGGGUGGGGUGGGGUGGGGUGGGGUGGGGUGGGGUCGGGGCGUGCAUGCCGAGCCCGGACCCGCGGCCCGAACGCCCCGCCGGCGCGAGCAUGACGGCCCGUCGCGCGUGGCGGACUCUGCCAAUAAAGUGGGCCUGCGCCGGCGCCUGUCUGCCGGGGUCCUGCGCUUUGUCCUCACUGCGACGCUGUUGUCUUGGGGCUGGGCGGGAGAAGAGGGACCACCCCGGUGGGGGGUCGGCAGGCCGAGGGCAGGAUUCUCCCUGGGCGAGCGAGGUGAGAAUCUGAUUGGACCCUUCCUGUCCGGUCUAACUCCGCGUGGGUCUCCCCUCCAUGUCCGUUUCCAGUCUGUCCCUGUAGUUCUUCCCCGUUGAACUCCGAUGUGAUUUUUAGGGCCCAUCUAGUUCCUUUUCUGUGACAAGGGACAACACCCCGCGGCCUCACUGGGUGUAUGGGAUUCAAGGAAACGGUACCUUCACCACCGUAAGGGCGGUGGUGAACGCGGAAGGCAGCUGGUAUCUGGUUGCCGAUUCCUGCCUUCCCAGGAUGGGUAGGGGGGUUUGCU